AUGGAUUUCGGGAAGGUUUUUGGUAGAGGCGAUCCGUCUAAGAAGACAGAUGCUGUGUUGGCUUACAAUGAGAGAAGAUUUUACCAGAUGGCGACAUUCUACGGCUUUACCCUGGCAACAUACAUUGCGUCCAAGAUUGCGUAUAGAGGAGUCAUCAAGAGAAGGUACAAUCCUACUUUCUACCAGCAUAACCAUGUCCCACCUAAAUUCAACUUCUACAAGGAUGCAAUGGUUGCGGUCACGCAUGCGUCUUUGCUAGCUGUCACCUCGAUGGGUAUGAUAAUCUCAGGCGGGUUCUGGUAUUGUGACAUUUCCAACGUCAAGGAAUUUACGAGCAGAAUGAAGGUUUUCCUAGGAGGAUAUGAGGCUGAGAAGCAAUUGAAGGCUAUGCCUGAGGAUGAGGAGACUAAGCAAAUCACAGAUUCACUUGAUAGUAUACUAAAUGGCAAUAUACUAGAUGCCUUUGAAGAUACCGAAAAGAAAGACAAAUAG
Molecule: messenger RNA, 492 nt
Organism: Pichia kudriavzevii
Lineage: Eukaryota; Fungi; Ascomycota; Pichiomycetes; Pichiales; Pichiaceae
Exons: 1
Coding region: 1-492 (163 amino acids)
Cellular component (GO): mitochondrion
Source: RefSeq, a predicted model, not a curated record